AUGGCGGAAUCAGUCCUGCUCGAGGACUCUACCAUUUACACACCCGCCGCCGCCGCCAUCGACAACAUGGUCUACGCCGACGGUUACAAGCCCGUCCUCGACAAGGACCUGCCCGAUAUCUCCUUCAUGACCGACGCGGAAUGGGCCACCUUCUUCUCCAUAAGCGAGGCCAUUGUCCCGGCCGUCGUGCCCCAGACAAAGGUCCAGGACCCCAUGCGCCAGCUCGGCAUCCCGGACAAGAAGUUUUACGCCACCGUCGACGAGACCCUCGCUGGCCUGACCAACCCGCCGCCCCAGCAAAAGCUUCUCGAGUGGCUCGCCUUUCGCGUCGUCGACGAGCCCGCCUUUCGCCGCGAGAUGCAGCACUCCAUCGCCUCGGCUGCUCUACGCAUGGAGCUCGCCAAGUUUAUGAGCCUGCUCAACACCCGCUACGGCAGUCUGCUACUCACCGGCCGCUGGACACCCUUUGUAAGGCAACCUCUUGCCGUUCGCCAGCAGAUUCUCAUAAACUGGCGAUCAUCGCGGCUCUUACCGCUGCGCAUCGUUCUAAAGUCCAUGAAUGCGCUGACGCGCAAGUCUCUCGGCGCAUCGAGCCGCUACAUCAACGACUUGGGAGGAUUCGAAGCGUUGCCCAAAAAUUGGGAGCGCAAAGACGGCUUCGAUUUCAAGUUUAUCCAGGUGCCGGAUGGUACAAGCACGCACACCAUUGAAACUGACGUUAUCAUUGUCGGCUCCGGCUGCGGUGGCGCCGUCUCAGCCAAGAACUUGGCCGAGGCCGGCCAUCGCGUGCUCGUUGCGGAUAAGGGCUAUCACUUUGCGCCUGAAAGCUUUCCCCUCAGUCAGGUCAGCAACAAGCAUAUCUACGAGAACAACGGCCUCGUCAUCUCCAAGAGCUCCGCCAUUUCCGUCGCCGCUGGCGAGACGUGGGGUGGCGGCGGUACCGUCAACUGGAGCGUGUGCUUGAAGCCGCAGGACUAUGUUCGCAAGGAAUGGGUCAAUGCCGGCCUGCCGCUGUUUGGCUCGUCCGAAUUUGAUGACUGCAUCGACCGCGUGUGGACUUCCCUCGGGGCCAACCAGACUGCCAUUCGCCACAACCACCAAAAUGAAGUCGUCCUCCAUGGCUCCAAGAAGCUCGGCUGGCACAGCAACGUCUGUGAUCAAAAUACGGGUGGCGCCGAGCACUACUGCGGCCGAUGUCAUCUCGGCUGCAGCGCCAAUGAGAAGAGAGGCCCCGCGGUCGCCUACCUCCCUGACGCGGCCGAUGCGGGCGCGGAGUUCAUUGAAGGCUUCCGGGUGGACCGUGUCGUCUUUGCCGCCGACGGCGUGACGGCCACGGGUGUCGAGGGUGUGUGGACGGCCCGCAGCGAUGACGGCACGGUGCACAGUUUGCCAGAGACGCGUCGCCAGCGCAAGGUUUUGAUCAAGGCAAAGAAGGUGCUCCUAUCGGCCGGCUCGCUCUGGAGUCCGACGCUAUUGCAAAAGAGCGGCGUCAAGAACCCCCAAGUUGGGCGCAACUUGUACCUGCACCCUGCUGCCUUCCUCGUUGGUCACUUCAACGAGCUUGAGCCCCAGUGGGAGGGCGGCAUCAUCACAGCUUACAAUGGGGAGUUCCAAAAUCUGGACAAAAAAGGCCACGGCGUCAAGCUUGAGACCAUGGCUAUGUUGCCAUAUGUUCUCUUUGCCAUCCAGCCGUUCGAGGAUGGCUUCGACUCUAAGCUCUGCGUCGCGCGCAUGAAGCAACUGCACACCGUCAUCUCCAUUACACGCGACCGCGACCCGGGGCGAAUCAUCGCCGAUCCCGUCACAGGCGUGCCCGUCAUUGACUACGACGUGUCGUCGUUUGAUGCCGAGCACAGCCUAGACGGCGUCGAGGCUAUUGCCAAGCUCAUGUACGUCAUGGGCGCGACGGCAUUGUACCCGACCAUUCCCAACGUGCGACCAUUUGUCGUGGCUCGCGACGGCGACGCGGUCGCACAAAAGAACUACCAGGACGGCACGGACCCGGAGUUCACGGAUCCUACGUUUGCAAAGUGGCUCAAGCAUCUGCGCGACGUGGGCAGCAAGGCCGGCGGCGAGGUUAGCUACCUGUCGGCGCACCAGAUGGGCUCGUGCCGCAUGAGCGCCAAGAAGAGCGGCGGUGUCGUGGACCCCAAGGGCAAGGUUUGGGGCUGCGAGAAUCUGUAUGUCGCGGAUGGGAGUGUGCUUCCCAGCGCGAGCGGCGUGAAUCCGAUGGUCACGAUUUUGGCGAUCUCAGACUACAUUUCGCGACAGCUGGCGGACGAGCUGUCGGCGUAA
Messenger RNA from Beauveria bassiana ARSEF 2860, 2295 nucleotides. Its product is annotated as GMC oxidoreductase. The record is from RefSeq and is a predicted model, not a curated record. The transcript is spliced from 4 exons. NCBI's taxonomy places the organism in Eukaryota, Fungi, Ascomycota, Sordariomycetes, Hypocreales, Cordycipitaceae. Gene Ontology annotation, molecular function: long-chain-alcohol oxidase activity; flavin adenine dinucleotide binding. Bases 1 to 2295 code for a protein of 764 amino acids.